Saitoella complicata NRRL Y-17804 is the source of this 492-nucleotide messenger RNA. RefSeq lists its product as uncharacterized. The coding region runs from base 211 to 423 and encodes 70 amino acids. The transcript has a single exon. Lineage: Eukaryota; Fungi; Ascomycota; Saitoellomycetes; Saitoellales; Saitoellaceae. The record is from RefSeq and is a predicted model, not a curated record.
AAUUGAAAUACCAUUACUUCAUCUCCGUCCCCUCACUCAAUCUUCGACAAUAUCCGCCGAGCAUCAGGAACUCAACGCAUCGUCCCCGCCCUCGACGACGCCUGCCUUCCCUGCUGUCCUGACGCCGUCGCACCCCCAACAUCCGAAGGCCCUGCCCCAGGCGACCCAGGCGCAGGACUCCUAAUAGGUACGGGAACCAUCAUUGGCAUCAUGACAUACCCCUCCGGAGCCUCCUGCUGCAUCCCACCUGGACUCGGCAUUCCAGGCAUACCAGGCAUCCCCAUAGGCCACAUCCCAUACGGCACUCCAGGCCACUCCACAGGCGGUGUCCCAACAGCAGCACUCAACGGCCUCCCAUGCGGACUCGUCGGCGUCAUGAAUCCCGGGUUACCCAUCAUCAACGGCGUCAUCGGCGUCGACUGAUACCCGUAAUGUGCACCGGCACCUCCGGCACCCCAAGGAUUCUGAUUCGAAGCAUACAUCGGGGACGGC